This is a messenger RNA of Dothidotthia symphoricarpi CBS 119687, 2592 nucleotides long. RefSeq lists its product as uncharacterized. The record is from RefSeq and is a predicted model, not a curated record. Gene Ontology annotation, biological process: regulation of DNA-templated transcription. Lineage: Eukaryota; Fungi; Ascomycota; Dothideomycetes; Pleosporales; Dothidotthiaceae. The transcript has 2 exons. Gene Ontology annotation, molecular function: DNA-binding transcription factor activity, RNA polymerase II-specific; zinc ion binding. The coding region runs from base 150 to 2333 and encodes 727 amino acids.
CUCGUUAAAGUCUCGCUUCGCCACUGUCUUCAUUGACACUUUCGCCUCGUGAGGGAAGUGGAAUCGAAAUUCUUGUGCUAUUUCUUAUCUCUACUCCGCCUUGUGUUCCCUUGACGUAGCCUGACGUAAAGCGCACACCAUCCUGUACCAUGUCUCACAGCGGCCGAAACAACUCGCCGGAAGAAGAUUGGCACACCCUCAUUGCCUGGACUAGUGAACCGUAUUGUCCCUUCUUCCAAGGCAAUGCCGGGUUUACUGGAAUACAAGACGGCAACCUUGCUGCAAGCUACAACCUACCAGAACAAUCCUACCCGCGGUCAGCACCAUUGCCUAUUGUCGAGGCGCUUCCUUCGUUCGACUACACCAUCUCCGCACCGGCUUCGAUCAUUGGAGGCUCUUCUUCUUCGGAACAGGUAUUCUAUACCUCGCCGUCGUUUGAUACAACGACUUCAUCGUUCGGAGAUCGUUAUUCUGGAUCUUUUGACGCGUGUAAUAAUGGCCUCUCAUCUCCGGGACGGACUAUCGACUGGCCUAUACUGGAUACGAGUUGCAAGCGGAUUACGGACAGCUUUGCAUCGACCCAGCCUCUCCAGACAGUAACGGAGACUGCCUUGAAACCGUAUAUUGUCUUCAGUGGCUUGGACGUCUCGGCUUCUCAAGCUUUUACAAACGGUGGGACAUGGGCAGAUCAACCUCAGGUGAUCGAACCCAAUGAAGAACACGACAAAUAUCGGGCGGGUGUGGCUCCAAUACCAAUACCGCAAUCGUACCCGCAAAGUUUCAACGACAUGGCUAUGCAAGCCCCACGUUCUGUAGAACCACAGCAGAUCCGUAGUAGGGCAAUCACGAUCCCUCGGUCACACCGCCGGCCCGCUGCCUACAAUUCGGGUGUCUCACACUCCCAGAGAGUACCAUCUACACUCUCUUUAUCUCCAGUUACUCAUCGACGGCCUCGUAGCGUGGCUCUGUCCAGGAGUAGUUCGCAAGUUGAAUCACAAAACAGAACAAUCACAUCAUCGCCAACGUCACUCGAGGAAGGACUCCCAAGUCGAAUAGCAAGAGGGCGCAAGACAUGCCUCACAGUUGAACAACGGAGUCACGCAGCAUUGAUGCGGGUCAUCGGCUCGUGUUCAAACUGCAAAAGGCGCAAAGGGAAAUGCGAUCCAGGAACGCCAUGCAAAUCGUGUGUUGAACACUACAAGGGGGAUCUUGUGAAUACUCCAUGCCGCGAUCGUAUCCUUAGUGAUUUGUCGAGCGCCUUCCUGUCUGAUAGACUGGGAUGGCAUCCUACAAUGCGGUCUCCCAAUUUAUUCGUUGCGUCCAGCAGUUUUACUACCUCCGUUGAUGCCGAGUACACAAUCCCGCUGAGUUUCGGCUUCGGACCUGCAUUUCCAGUCACAGUCCAUGCCCUCCACAUCGAGGGUUACCCAACUUUAAUUCACACGCACGUUGUAUAUUCCUGGCCACCAGAGCCAUCUAGUGGAUGUACGCAUGAAGAUUUUGUGCUUCCAGCUGUCUUGACUCCAGAUGCUGCUUCCUGCCUUUCGCAGUCUCUCGACAUGCAUCUCGCGCUCCUCGUCACUCGUCACUUUCGUGCCUUCCCACUUUACUGCUCACAGCUGCAAAUUCUCCGCGAAGUUUACAUCUUCUCUCAAUCAGCGUACUCCCGUAUUCUUCUGCAAGCGCUUAAGCUCCUCGUCCUCGUACACAUAGGUGGUGACAUCACGCUCCCCGCACCGUCCCAGAGCCCAAACUUAGCUCGCCUAAUGAGUCACACGAUGAACUACUCCGGAGCAGAAGAUGAAAACAUAGGACCCGCACCGUGUUUCAUCCGCUCCCAGUUUGGCGCCGUCAUGCCCGGUCUCGCAUUGAUGUACAUGAAAGACGUCCUUUCGUCUCUCGAGCAACUUCUUCUCAACCGCGAGCCCGACGACUGGCCAGUCGCUCUCGCCGUGCUGAUCACCGUGCUCAUGACCGUCGAAUCGAUCCACUACCACGCCGCGAAGAUGCCGUACCACUCCCACUACGGCUCAGCGCGCUCCUCGGACCUGGAAGAAGACCAGGAAACGGAUGACGAUGGCGUCAGGACUCUACUUGACUUUUACAGCGCGUGCUUCUCCGGCUGCCAUGCUAGGCUGAGACCAGAUUGGGAGGGAGAGGCACAGCGUGCAAACCGUGCUGAUGAUGUGUUUGUGGAGAGUGUGAGAGAAGUGGUGCGCAGAGCGAGUACUGCUGGAUAUUUGGCUGGGAAAGCUGAGGAGAAGAGGCAGGGUGAUGAUAUGGGAUUUUUCUUCGACAGGUUGGUUGCACGCUUGCUAAUUUUGAGGCUUUGAUGGUUGUUUUGAUUUGACCUUUGAUUUGGCGUUGGGUUUGGGUUAAGAAUGUUCGUGAGUAACUUUCCUUACACGCGAGACGACGAAACGGCCAUUUCACGAUUAACGAUAGCGUGGCGCAUGUCUGGAUUUUUCUAGGUGCUUAUGUUGGCUUUUUGCUGAGGCUUACGAUAUAUAAAGUGCAUGGCGCGUACAUGAUGUAGAGUGAGCGCCAUGAGCAAGUUUAUGUACCACGGGUCCUAAUAACCUUGAAUUUUCG